UUCUCGAAGAUAUUCACGAUUGGACGAGGUCUCUUCAUUCAGCCAGAAAAAGUGCCUGACAUGGUUUCGAGAGUACACAUGUCCUGAUGAACCGGAAGUAUUGGGCCCCGAGGGUAUGGAGAAAUUUUGCGAGGAUAUUGGCGUCGAACCGGAAAACGUCGUCAUGCUGGUAUUGGCGUAUCGGAUGCAGGCGCGGCAAAUGGGUUUUUUUAGUCAGGAGGAGUGGGUUCGAGGCUUGACGGAUCUUCAGUGCGAUUCAAUCCAAAAGCUUCAGGGUCGUCUCGAACAGUUACGCUGUAUGCUAAAUGAUCAGCAUUCGUUUAAGGCGAUUUAUCGGUACGCGUACGAUUUUGCUCGAGAUAAAGAUCAACGCAGCAUGGAUAUGGAAACGGCCAAAGCUAUGCUUCAGUUGCUCUUGGGCAAACAUUGGCCGCUAUACGCCCAAUUUAGCCAGUUUCUCGAACAGAGCAAGUACAAGGUGAUCAAUAAGGAUCAGUGGUGUAAUAUAUUGGAAUUUUCGCGUACUAUCAAUAUAGACUUAUCCAAUUAUGAUGUAGAUGGAGCAUGGCCAGUAAUGUUGGAUGAGUUUGUAGAAUGGUUGAAAGCGUCUCGAGAUAAGUCUGAUAUUAGUUGAGUCGCGCACGUUUUGUGUGCCAUCAAUGGACUUACCUAACUAAUUACUUAAAUGUGUCGUAUCAUCGCGUCACGGUCUCCGGCAAAGGGGGUAGCGAGUUUUGAGUGCUCCGCGUUCCACCAUCUGUGCAUCCAACUGCGACAAAACCGUACUACUACUACACCGAAUAAAUAAAUAAAAAUAUACAAGACGGGUUCUACAACAAACAGCAAACAAGCAAAAAAAGUAAUUUAAUAAUAAUAACACCGGCUAUAGUUGUAUUAUCAUCAAUUUUAACAUUAAGAAACCACUGAUUCCUCGUUUAUAUAUUUUUUGUUAAAUUAGUUUACAAUUUAAUUUCCUCUAUCUACGGUUUCCUUCUGUGCCACGGUCCCAGCCCUCAAGGGCAACCCUUUCCUCCUCUCUCCCUUUGCCUUAGAUCUCUCGUCGUGAUAAAAAAAACGCAAAAAUGAAUCGUCAUUUCUCGAUACAAUAAUUUAAUCUUUAAUCUUAUUAUUUUUUUUACAAGGAAUUGUACCUUUACCUUUUUCGUCCUUUUGUUAAAUAAGACUCUUAGUCGAAUAAACUACAAACCACAAUGUGAAGUAACUUAAAGACAAUGAUGAAAAACAAAUAAACAUGAAAAAAGGG
This is a messenger RNA of Onthophagus taurus, 1264 nucleotides long. Lineage: Eukaryota; Metazoa; Arthropoda; Insecta; Coleoptera; Scarabaeidae. The record is from RefSeq and is a predicted model, not a curated record.